Leptopilina heterotoma is the source of this 2080-nucleotide messenger RNA. RefSeq names its product hippocampus abundant transcript 1 protein. Gene Ontology annotation, molecular function: transmembrane transporter activity. The transcript is spliced from 7 exons. Gene Ontology annotation, cellular component: membrane. The record is from RefSeq and is a predicted model, not a curated record. NCBI's taxonomy places the organism in Eukaryota, Metazoa, Arthropoda, Insecta, Hymenoptera, Figitidae. Gene Ontology annotation, biological process: transmembrane transport. The coding region runs from base 144 to 1742 and encodes 532 amino acids.
AUAGAUUAUUCGCUUCCCUGUUUCAAGAGACAUAUUUAUUCUUAUAAAAAAAAAGUAACAGUUAUGAUUAAUCAAUGAAUUCAACAUGUGACCAGAAUUUUUACAAAAUGGAAAGGUUUAAGUAAAAGUGCCGUUUAGGGGUCAUGCCCCCUGGGGCACAGGGGGAAGCAGAGGGCUUGGGCCCCUCUUGUUCCGAAUUGCAUAAUAAUCAGGAAAAUGUUACUGUUGAACUUAGUGCAACACGAACAUUAUAUCAACGAUGUUACCAGCACCUCAAGAGUUCGGGAGUUGGAGAGGCGAGUGUAUAUCAUGCCUUGGUGGUGAUAUUCCUGGAAUUUUUUGCUUGGGGUUUAUUAACAAUGCCAAUAAUAACAGUGUUAAACGAGACAUUCCCAGAUCAUACAUUCUUAAUGAACGGUCUCAUAAUGGGGAUUAAAGGAAUUUUGUCAUUUUUAUCGGCCCCAUUAAUUGGCGCACUAUCGGACGUAUGGGGUCGUAAAUUCUUUUUACUAAUUACAGUGGCCUUCACGUGUGCACCACUACCAUUAAUGAGCAUUAACACUUGGUGGUUCUUUGCCAUGAUUUCAAUAAGCGGCGUAUUCGCAUGUACAUUUUCAGUAGUAUUUGCUUAUGUUGCCGAUGUCACCGAAGAGAGUCAACGAUCAUUAGCAUACGGUUUGGUGUCGGCAACUUUUGCAGCGAGCAUGGUAAUAAGUCCCGCAUUGGGUGAUUACACGAGACAAAAUUAUGGCGAUAAUGUAGCUGUUGCCCUCGCCACUGCUAUCGCUAUUCUCGAUGUAUUUUUCAUUCUCGUCGCUGUACCAGAAAGUUUACCAGAAAAGGCGCGUCCUACUGGUCCUAUUUCAUGGGAACAAGCAGAUCCUUUCGCUGCUCUCGGAAAGGUGGGAAAAGAUCACACAAUUCUGAUGCUGUGCGUCACAGUGUUCCUGAGCUAUCUUCCAGAGGCCGGUCAAUAUAGUUGCAUAUUUGUUUAUCUAAAAUUAGCAAUGGGAUUUUCUACAUCGAUGGUGUCAGUAUUUAUCGCCGUGGUAGGAAUAUUAAGUGUCUGUGCUCAAAUGUUAUUGGGUCCGUUAAUGAGAACAUUGGGUAGUAAACACGCAAUUAUGCUCGGACUUUUAUUUGAAAUGUUGCAAUUAAUGUGGUACGGUUUUGGCUCACAGACAUGGAUGAUGUGGGCCGCAGGAGUGCUUGCUUCGAUUUCGAGUAUAACGUAUCCGGCAAUAUCUGCAUUUGUUUCAAUGCAUUCCGAUGCCGACAAACAGGGCUUGGUACAGGGCAUGGUGACUGGAAUGCGUGGACUUUGCAAUGGUUUGGGGCCUGCCAUGUUUGGCAUCAUUUUCUAUCUAUUUCAUGUCGAUCUCAACUACGACACACCAUCUUUACCUCUUAAGCCGCCAAUUCUCGAUGAAAACAAUAGAACGGGAACUGCCACUCAACAUCAAGAUAUCGUACCUCAGUUAGUGCCAGGGCCUCCAUUUGUUUUCGGUGCAUUCUUAGUGAUUUGCGCUCUUCUUGUGGCUACGUUUAUACCUGAAUCGAAUUCAAUGUUAACGGGGCAAAUUCAUCACUCUUCUACCUCCCGGAGGCCUUCCGGUAAAUACGCAUAUGAAAAAUGCCUCUCGCUAGAUAUUCAGUACGAGACGGAUAGGUUAAAUAGUGGUAGAGGCAAACUCGGGCCUCUUUCACCUCUAGUCGAUAAUUCGAAUGCAGCUGCGCUUUAACCAAUCGUGAAUAGCAGACUUGUUGCAAGACACAAGGAAAGCAUGCAUCCUGCUGUAUGAGAGGAAAAUGAAACGCUAUCUUCCUGCGGCAAAGUAGACUGUGCAUCUCGACAGAAAUUAGAUACGAUCACUUUGUGCAAGAUACCGUAAGCAUUGUUUCAAACUUGUAAUAUAAUCCGCUUAAAGUAUUGGUUCUAGAAACUCUUUUUUGAAGAUAGGUUGUGAAUAGCAAAACAAAAAAAAACAAAAACAAGAAAAAAAAAAGAAAUUAGCAGUGUAGCAGCAGUAUCUCUGAAAAGUGUGUGAUCCAUAAGCAAAAAUGCUGUCAGAUUCAAGCA